Serinus canaria (Common canary) is the source of this 1641-nucleotide messenger RNA. RefSeq names its product ADP ribosylation factor like GTPase 2 binding protein (gene ARL2BP). Lineage: Eukaryota; Metazoa; Chordata; Aves; Passeriformes; Fringillidae. Gene Ontology annotation, biological process: positive regulation of tyrosine phosphorylation of STAT protein; maintenance of protein location in nucleus. The record is from RefSeq and is a predicted model, not a curated record. Gene Ontology annotation, cellular component: mitochondrial intermembrane space. Bases 174 to 707 code for a protein of 177 amino acids. The transcript is spliced from 6 exons.
ACCAAAUAUUUCAAAAUAUUCUCCAGAGUGUCUACAGUUCUGUGAUCACCAUGUGCAGGAAAGAGAAGGGAAAUGUAGCAGCUGGGAUUUGUGGGUUGGAAAAGGUUUAAUUUGCUGUUCUAAUUACAUUCUUUACAUUCUUUUGCACCAGAACUAGAAUUACCUUGACAGUAAUGCCAGUAAAACAACAUUUAUUCUUUCUUGCAAUUAAGGCACCUUACUGGGAGCAGAUAGAGCAGAGGCCUGUUGAGAAUCUCCAUGGAGCAAUCUUCUUAUCAGUGCCAUGGAUUGUUUUCUCCACCACUUCUGAUGAGUUUGAUGCAGUUGUUGGCUAUCUGGAGGAUAUCAUAAUGGAUGAUGAUUUCCAGUUAAUACAGAGGAAUUUUUUGGAGAAGCACUACCAGGAGUUUGAUGACUCAGAAGAAAACAAGCUCAUCUAUACGGACAUUUUUAAUGAAUAUAUCUCUUUAGUAGAGAAAUACAUUGAAGAGAAGUUGCUUGAUCGGAUUCGUGGGUUUGAUAUGGUUGCUUUCACAGUGUCAUUGCAACAGCACAAAGAUGAAAUGCCAGGUGAUAUAUUUGAUCUGCUUCUCACAUUUACAGACUUUCUGGCUUUCAAAGAAAUGUUCUUGGAAUACAGAGCUGAGAAAGAAGGCCGAAGUCUGGAUUUAAGCAGUGCGUUAGUGGUGACUUCAUUAAACCAUUAAACAAGUAAUUCUGAAGGGAGUUCUGUUGUAUUUUAAGCGAGGUUUAUUCAAAUUUCAGAGGUGAAAGGCAGCAAUUCCCAAGAGAGGGCCAGGGCAGGGGGCGGGGACUCGGCUCCACUCCGAGGGAGGUGGGUGUUUGGUGGGGCAGGGCUGGAACUGUGGGUCCCUCUCCAGGAGGUGAAAUCAAAACUUUCUGGAAUUUUUAUACCCUUGUACAAAUGGAUGGAAGAGACUGUGAGAGGCAGUCUUCCUUUCCCCAGCUCUACCCAAACUUCUGACAUGUCUGCCAGGAUCUUCUUGGAAGCUGCCAUGGUUUGUCUGGACAGUUUUCUGCAGUGCCCUGCUGCUGCUGCUACAGGAAGCCUUUUGCACUCUGAUAUAAAGUGCCUGAGCUGCAGUUUGAGCUCCUUGUUCUUUGUCCUGUCUCUGCUGAACACAGAGAACAGUUUAUUCCUUCUGUUCCUGCAGCACCAUUGUUUAACUGGAAAUCAUCCAGUUCCAACCCCCCUUCCACUAGAGCAGGUUGCUCACAGUCCCAUCCAGCCUGGCCUUAGGCAGUAAAAGAUGCUCCAUUCUCAGGGAUGUGGCUCUAACUGAGAAGUCAGUGUGUGCAGGGAAGGUUUUUACAAGGUGCCAAGGCAGAAUUCAUGCUGAUCAGCCAUCAGCUGCUUUAUAGGAACAGCACAUCAUUUCUUUGGUCACAUCCUUCCCAGAGAGAUGCAGAUUCUGGAGCUUCAGUUGCCUGGUGAUGCAGUUGAAUCUGGAGAAAUGCUAACUAAAUUAAUUUGGAACAUGUCAGAGUUUGGAAAGCUGAGACCUGUGUCCUUAAGCAGUGUUUGUAAGUAAAUUUUCUGUCUAGAUUUUGGAAUUCAAUAGUGACCUCCCCAUGUUAAUUUUUAUUAAUUUUAUUGAUUUUAUUUUCUUACUGUUCCUG